AUGCGUCAAGCAAUAACAUCCAUUUUUAUUUUAGCUGCGAUUGUAACCACAUCUGGGACAGCAGAUCUCCAGAAUAUUAAUCCGUUUAUACAGGAAAAUGGCUCUGGCAACACUGAACUCCAGCAGAGAAUCGAGAGAGAUGCCACAUCUUUAGCAGAGAUUCUCAAUAGUGACGCCUAUAUCACUAUAAAGAGAGAACAAGUGAUUUGGAUUUUUAAUUAUUUAGUUAUUCGUUAUACCGCAGCCACACAACAAGAUGUGUACGACAUUGCGAUACAAAAGCUUACAAAUUUCGACCAAAUAGCAGUAUUUGCCUCAUACAUUCAACGCACUGGCAACAAGAACGAUGCAUUCGCUUUAGAACGCAUGGCAUCGCUGCAGUUGGCCUUGUACUGGCGUCAGCGGCAGUUCAAUGCCAAUAACAAUAAUUACCUCUUUGCAGUGUCUUAUUACUUCCAACAGAUUAAGUCUUGGGGCUAUACUAACAACAACAUGAGCAACAAUAUGACGAAAGCCAUCAAUAAUCUGCCUGAGACUUUACAGAAAUUCUUCUUCUCCACGAAUUUUUGUUUGAAAAACGUAGCUAAUGGUGAAUAUUUGUUCAUAAGCAGUACCGAUAAGAUGAGCGAUACGCGUUACUUUGUAUUAACCACUUUCGAUCUCGACAUGAACAAUGAGGAGCUGGAAACUGUUAUGAUCAGUGUGACUGAUAACAAUGAUGGUCUCGCGGUUAAUGUUGCUCUGAACCAUAUCAAUAAAGGCAUGUUUUUGAUUUAUUAUCAGGACAAUAUUAUUGCAGCGGUUCGUGGGAAUAACGUACCGGCUAAUGGCAGUUGGUCAGCGCAACUGGUAGAAAAUGGUUUGGUGUUUAGUCAAAAUGGCGUAAAUAUCUGUGCUUCCGAAUAUUUAUAUAAUGACAGUGAACAUUUCGUAAAUGGUCAGAUAUCACCGACUACAGCGUGUCAAUGGGUCGCUGUCAAUUGUCCAUAA
Molecule: messenger RNA, 990 nt
Organism: Teleopsis dalmanni
Lineage: Eukaryota; Metazoa; Arthropoda; Insecta; Diptera; Diopsidae
Exons: 1
Coding region: 1-990 (329 amino acids)
Source: RefSeq, a predicted model, not a curated record